AAGCGCAUGCGUAGUAGUCGCGCUCCUCCCUUCGGCUGGCAACCUGGGUCAUGGAAAGGAAAGCUGUUGGGCUAAAUGUGGGAGCGGCUAACAGCAAUGGUUCUGGAAAUCAAGAAGAAUCCAGUCUGAUCAGAAAGAGCUUCAUCUAGCAAAGCAUCCUGAUUCUUACCAGCCAAAAUGUUUUAUGGAACUUUAUGGGCAAAAAACAGGCAUGGUUGCUUCAUACAGGAGAGAUGCUGUUGAAUUUUUCUUAAGGAACCAUUUAAAGGCUAUUUAAACUGAUAAAUUUUACGGAUUCUCAUAUGUUUUAAUAAUCAUGAAAAUCAAAUUAGAGGUACUAGCCUCUACAUGUAUCAAACAGAAGAAGCCAUGGCCUCGAAUCACCUGGCUAGGAGAGCAAAAAGAGGCUGUUUUUCUAUUGGAUGACAAAAACAUACAGGAAAUUAACCUGCUUUCUGGAAAGACAAAAAAGAAGAUUCCACAAUUACAGACUUUUCUGAAGAAUGUUAUUGUAUUAUCAACCUCAAGAAAUGGAGCUUGGUUGGCAGGAAUGCUUAAAACAGGAGAGCUAUUUCUUUGGAACAAGGAUCAUGACAUUAUAAAAACUGUUCCAGCCAUAGAGGAGUCUAAAAAAGUUGCUAUGGCAGUGCAAGAUCAUUCCUUGAGGUUAUGCUUACGUGUUUCCGGCAAUGGAAAUAAAAUACUUCUUGCUACUCUAGAUGUCUGUGUUUUAUUGUGGGAAAGCAUAGAAUCAAAAGCAACACCUUUCCAAAUUUCUGCAAUGGGGCAGUGGUCCCAAAUUAUUCCUGAAGCUUCAAUUGUGUUACCAACCAUCAAAGAGAAGGAAACUGUAGUUAGUGUUGAUUUUAUUGAAAAUGAGAUAUUGGGAGAAUGUUGCUUGGGUUCUUUUGCAUUUUAUUCUGAGGCCCAACUGGUACUGAUAUUUUUGAAGAUCAAAUGGCAGGAGAACGGUUUAAAAAAUGCAAGCUCUGUUCCAUGUCAAACACAUUGGGCACAACAAACGUGCUCUCUGCUUAAUUUGGCUCCCUCUUGUGAAUGCAUGAAGUCAAGAGGUGCUUUGCUUACUGAAUUCUCACAUGAUGGACUUGUGCAAGCAAUAGCUCUCAAUCAAAAGGAUCUACAGGGAACUCAAAUUUUGUUUAUGAGCACUAAGAAUUUUAUUACUACUUCAGGGAGUCUUAAAGGUUGUGGUAGCAGGAAUCCCAAAAUUCCAUCCAAAUUAAUAAGGUCUUACUGGAUUUCUGACAUGAGCUGGACUCCUGAUAGUCUGUUUUUGGUUUGCAUGUUAAAACGUGGAUCUCUGAUCAUAAUGACAUGCUUGGGUGAAUUGAUGACUUUAGUUACUUAUGGCUGCUCUAUAGAAUUUGGACCAGCAGAAUUCAUUCCUCUACAUCCAUUAAUAACACACAGAUCACAGAACUCUUUCUUGAAUUCUAAUGAUUCAUCAGUUUCUGAAGGAGACUUCAUGAGGCAGAGAUUUUCUGUAAUAUGUCACUCCAGUUUGCCUUAUCUCAUUGCCUCUGAUGGAUACAUGGUUACAGUUCUUAAAUUUUCCAGUGAGUUUUCACCUUCUACCUAUACGAAGUCAUUGCUGCUUGAUUCAGCUCAAAGACUAGAAAAGUUGCAUCAUAAUUUGAUCACAUUCAAGUCUGAGGGGAAAAAGCAGCCACUGCAAUCAUUGUCUUCUUUAAGAGCUAAUCUCUUACAAUAUGAAAAUCAACUUUCUACUUUCUCUGGCACUCCAAAGUUUCUACAAGAAGAAGAGGGAGGCACUGAACUAAAUGAAGAAGUAUCACUAUUCCAGGAAUGCAAUGAAGAAUCCAGUGAUGACAUUUUUUUUCAAAGUAAUUCGUAUAUUUUGGGAAGCCAAAAAGCAGAUUUCUCUUUAGGUGAUGAAGGCCAGCUGGAAUUCGCAUCAAUGUUUGACACAAUUCAUGCAAUAGAUGGAACAGAGAGAAAAAAAGAUGGCCUAUUGUUUGAACUGAACCAUAUUCAAAAAAAUCUCAUCGCCGCUUGGAGAGUGGGCAUUUCAAAAAGUAUAAAAGAAAAAGAUAUAUUAUUAAAUUUUAACAUUCGUUGCAUUGUACACUUUUUUAACAUUCUCCAGCAUGUGAAACUUAAAGAAUUAGAUGAUCCUGUCAAGAAUCAGUCAUGGAUACAAUGUGUCUUAAACUGUUUCCAACAAUUUUUGACUGUCCUAAGUUGGGAAGAUCAACACAGACAAACAUUGGGGCAUUUAAUGAAAUUCACAAUGCAGACCUUAAAACUGAUACUUGCAGAACCACAAGAUCACCUUUUCUCCACUAAUCUUUUGGGGGGUUUCUCCUUGCUGAAGAUGGUUAUUCAUUAUUUAAAUGCCAAAAAAAUACCACAGUAUGAAGUUGUUCUAGCAGAUCUGAGUGGUAAUAAUAAAGUGGAACUAGAUUCUAUUGAUGUUCCUCUGUUUCAAAGCAUGGAUUGGAAUAGUCACCAGAAGCACUGUGCAUUACAUUCUGUGCUAACGUGUUCUCUUCCAAUGGCAAAUCGAACUGAGAAUCAGGAAAAAAGGUUAACUGUAAUCUGGCGACACUUGUAUAAGCAUGUGAUUUGGUAUUGGGCACAACUAAACAGAAAAGUGAAUAACUCAAACAAAUCAGUGAAUGAAAUCCAAAUUGCUCAGGAAAUUCCAGUGAUCAAAGCACUUGCAUGUCAUAUACAGGCAAUCUUACAGUCUUCGGGAGAAAGCUUGGAACGACUUCUGAAUCUCAAGUCUGUGAAUGGUGAGGAAGAGUUUCUGAUAGGAUCGUAUAAAAAGUCUAUGGAGGCCUGGGAGAGAGCUUUUCAGGAAACAAAAGCAAAAGGAAGAAAGAGAAUACCCUUCCUUCAAACUCGAUAUUAUCUUGCUAUUUUAUAUUGCCAUCUCUAUCAUUAUAAUGUAAGUGAGGCUCAGGGUCUGUGUGAUCAUCUGGUAUAUGAACUUCUAAAACAAAAUCAAAUUUCUGUAAGAAACCGAGAUGUUAUAACAGAUCCUGAAUGGAUAAAAGAUGUUCACACUGAAGCUGCUCUAGCAGUGGUUCAGUCUUUGGCCCGAUUCAUGGCAGCCUACUUCACUAAUGGGCCAAUUUAUAUACUUCCUCCCCACAGUGUUGGUAUCUUACCUCCACUUCAUAUCAAGCCAGAUCAGUGCCUUCGUAUUAUUCCUCUGCAACACUCCAGAGUCACUGAAGCAGUUAGGGAUAAUGGCCUGUCUUGUGCUUGGACUGUAGAAUAUACUAUUGAUUUGUUGCUAAUCAGUGGACUAAUUCCAGAAGCUGUGUGGCUAGCCCAGAAACUUGGAGACUGGAAAAUGGCUGUUUCAAUUGGAGUGGCUUAUCAACUAUAUUGUCAAAGUAAUAAAAGCUUUGCAAGGUCAGAGAAAGUGGAAUUAUUCCUGCCAUUACACUUGAUGCCAACAAACAUUUUUCAAGAAAAGCUACAAUCUUUUUUGGGUCAACCUGCUAACAAUGAAAUAAGUCAAGGAAACUUCAGAUACAAGCAACUCACAGAUCCUAUUGAAGAAGAAGAUGCAAAUGCCCUUUUUAGUUCAGUAGAACAAAUAUUAAAAGCAGCUGUUAUGGCAGAAGCAGACGUUCUAUCAGAAACCUUUCAGGUUUUGAUGGACUUUGCCAAGGAUCAUAGUAGAAAAUUCUGUGGCUUGGUUCCUGAUGGCUUAUAUCUUCCAGCACCUCCUUUAUAUUGUCCUCAGCCAACAUUUGAAGAAUAUACUGAUGUACCAUUAAAAAUAGAGAGAGACUGCAGACAAAAAGUAUCUGGAAUUGUUCAACGGAUUCUUCUUCUUUUCCGGGCUGCUCAUUGUUCUUUUGCUGCUGCUCAGUGGUAUAUUGUGCGGCUAAAACAUACACGAAGAGUUAUGCAAAAGAUCCACAAAAAAGGUGCCCUUCCUCCUUUAAGUGAUCUUCCAGAAAAUUUGCUUAAGUAUUCCAAAUAUCAUACUGUGUUCUUAAGGCCCUCUUCUUUUGGAGACCAUAACUUUGAUGCUGUUUCAUGUAAAACUAUAGGAUGCUUUCGAGAAUUAUGUAUAUUGUGCUGGAUGCUUCAUGUUCGUGAAAGAUUGUCUGAUAGUUGCAGACGGUAUCAAAGGGCAAGGGAGAAUUUGGAAAACCGGAAUGAAUUCAAGAGGAUCGAAUUUGAUGCUUGCAUAGUUGAGUACUCUGUCAGUGCUUUGGAGUGGGCUUGCCGAAUGCUUCCUUUUGCUAGAUUCAUGAACAUUGAAGAACUUGUGCAAGAUAUCAUUCUGAGCCUUAUUGGAGAAUUACCACCAAUUAAAAAGGUGGCAGAAAUUUUGGUAAAAGCAUUUCCUAGCCCUGAAGAUGUGAGGGUCUCACUAAGGGAUAAACAUAAUGAUCUAUAUCAACGACUUAGGCAUUGCACAGUUAAAGGCCCCAAUAGUGAAGAAAUUAUGUCGGUUGUACUACAGGCUACUUACAAAGUGAAUGUGAAAACCCUGAAACGUGUGAUAAGAAACAUAGGGCCCAUUCAAACAAAUAUCUGGGAGCCACCAGAAGAAGAGAUACAAGACUCUGGAGGUUCCUGCUAUGAUCAGUUUUCUUUGGGGACUACUCUAAGCAGAAGCACAAUUUCAGAUUUCAGAAACCUUCAAGGGUGUAACAGUGCUGAACCAGCAGAUUCACUUUCUGAGUUUGGGAUGACAGAAGAAGCAAGAAAACCGAAGCAAGAAAAUCCCAAUGAUUUACCCUCUUAUAUAGAUGUUUCCAACUGUAAAGAGUGGACUGAAAAGUUAAAAGACUGCAGUGGGAAAAGAGAUUUUAAAAAAGAGACCCAUAAAGACCUUCCCAAUCAUCUCCAUAUGCCUCUAGUCGGUGAAUGGGAAUUUGAACGUGAUGAUGAUGAAUACAUUAAGUUUUUAGACCUCUUCCUAACUUACGUACUUGAAAGAGAUCCACUCAAUCACAGUGAAUCUGCUGUUCCUUUUCUGACAUGCUUUUCAGCACUGCUUAGAGAGCAUGAGCUCCAUUCUCUUCUUUUUGAUGUUCAUACAACACUGAUACGUCGACAGGUGAGAACUGAAGUCCAAAAUGCAUUCAGAGCUGGUUCUUGCUACACCCUUGGUUUUGGAUUUAGUGAUUCUAAACUAGCUUCUUUAUGUGAUAAAAAGAAAAAAGAUUAUGAAAAAGAAACUUUAGCUAAUGAACAACCGUUAGAGCUUUCAGACUGUGAUUCAGUUAUGAGACUUGCUGAAAGAAGAGGCUUAUUUGGUCAAAGCCAGCGAUCAGUCAGUGACUCACAUAAUUCCAGUAAGACAUUCACACCAGCGUUGGUUCAAUGUCGGUCUACCCCUAAAACAACUCUGUUUCAAAAAUACAUCUGCAAAACUGGACAAGUGAAUGACGUCACACAACAAGACGAACCAGUUCCAGAAAUACAUCUUAAAUUUAACAAUAUAUCUCGCUUACUUGAAUGGAUGAUCAGAUGGUCCAGUAAAAGAAUGGUUCAAGAUCCCAGCACAACAGGGGCAUUUCAGGAAUGUCAGCCAAUGAUGCAUGUGAAAAUAUCUUCAUCUGCCAUUCUUUCAUCAUUGUGGAUUUUAGAGCGACGUUACGGCAACAAAUUUCAAGACCAAAAUUGCGAUUUGAAACCACAGAAACAGUGUGAAAAAUUUUCCACUAUCACACCCAAACUGGAGAAAGAUGGUUCUGAGGAUACAAAUAGUUCUUCAUCAGAGGGAGCUCCAGCUGAUAUCCAAAAGGGACAUGCAUAUGGUGAACCAUUUAAAAAUAUUCCAAGGUGUGGAACAUUACCUGAAAAGCAAAAUAGGAAGAAAGCAAGUCGUAGGGAUCAUUCUAUAGUACCUGAUGUAGACAUUGGAAGUACAGCUGUGGAUAUCAGUCUGGCAGAAAAAGUGGCAGAAUUUCUACGAAAUGAAAGAGACAUAAUAUCUGAAACUGAAGUCUGUAGUGAAGAUCCAGUUUCAAGAAAUCCUACCAUCUCUGUCAGUAUUAAAUCAGUGCAAAAGAAAAAUGAACAUCUCUCUGAAUUAAAAGUAGAAUGUCAACAGGAUGAACCUUUAAUGGAAACACCUGAGAACAAAUGUACAAAACCGGAUGGUACUACAGGUGAAGUAGUUCCCAAUGAUUCUCCCCUUCCAUUUUGUUCUGAAAAGAGGGCAGAAACAACUAGUGUAGACAUCACUGUUUCAGAUGAUCAGCCUUCUUUCACAGAAGUGUCAGAGAUUCCUUCAAAUGAUGCUGGUGUAGAAACAGAGAUGAUUGAUAGAAAAGAAACUACAGCACAACCACCGAACACUUCAGAGGUUGUCAGGGAAAUGCUACAAGAUGAAAUGUUUAAGCUGAUUCAGCUACAGCAGAUUAAUUAUCUGAGCCUCAUGCAAAUAGUUGGAUUUGCCAACUUGCCAAGUACAUCACAGCAAAUGCAGCAACCUCAACCUUUUCCAUUAGGAAGAAACUGGGCUUCAAACACUGAAGCAAAUAAUGUCCAUCGAUCUCCUCCCAUGCAGCCAGCUGAUGGUGUGCAAAAACCUACUGAGCAUCAGAUACCAACUCUAGAAAACAAUUGGAAUGUUGGCCAGAAAAAUAACAGUUCUCAGGAAGAAAAGAACUUACCUGAUCAGAACCAGGAUGAAAAUAACACAAGGUCUGUGCAUAUGACUGAUUCUUCAGCGUUACGAGAGAGUGAGUCUAUUGGUGCAAGAUUGAGGCUGCCACGUCAAAGCUCACCUCAUCAGAAUCCAGCCAGGCCAUUUCCUCUAUUAUCUAUUUCCCUAAAUCCUGAGAAGAAACCAAAGCUUAUUCCAGUGGCAAAACCGUUAAAUAAUGCAGAGGGAUUUCCUUUGCUUAAGCUAAAAACAAAUUAUCAAUUUCAGCCAUUCAAUUUCUGUCCAGUAAUACGCCGCAGAUCCUCUGGAUCAUCAUCAGGACCAAGAGAAGCCUGGGGCCCCUCACCUUCUCUGGCACAAAAUCCUCCCAGUUUACAAAUGUCAGAACCCACAAGUGAGACAAGAGCACAUCUAAACUUGAACUGUUAUGAUCAAAAUGUUAUAAACCAGGCACAAAAGCAGACAAAGCGUUGGGCAGAACCAGUCAAGACAAGGAUUUCCAAACAGUUUCCUAUAGAUGAAUAUGGAAAAAAGGAAGAUUCAGCACCGUUACAACCCUUCCAUGAAUAUCUAAGGGCAGAAAAACCAUUGGUUGACAAUGAAAUUAAUUCACAUCAAGCACAUGGGCAUUUUACUGAAAUUCCUUUGCUAUAUCUGAAGACCAGCCCACAAUCCAAAUGUUUACCAGUUAAGCUUACAACAAAAACUACAGAUUGCAGAGCACCCCCUGGACAGACAGGAUUACCAUUGCUUUAUUCUAAUUUACCUCCACUAACCAAGUUUCAGAUACCGAAACUCAUUCCCCUUCAAGAUCUGAUUGCAUUUGAACAAAGCCAGCAUAUUGUUCAGUACCCGGAGCAUAAAGAGCAUCCCAAGCAGAUACAGUUAUUGAAAGCUAAUAUUAAACUAAACGAAGCAAGACAAGUUAGGAAUAAUAAGAAAAGGCAGAAGAGACGUAUUGAAAAUCGGAUCAAGGAGAAGGAAGAAAAAAUGAAAGCCAUUGUGACUAAUCAACAAAAUGAUUCUUCUGUUCUUCCUGAUGCUGUAAAGCCAACAAAGAAACCCCAAGCUGAAUUAAGUGCUGGCCUAUGUGAUGCCAGUUCAUUACCAAAAUCAGAUACAUAUAUUUCAUCAGCGGCACUACAUUACCUGGCUUCUGUAGGAAAAAAGACUGCAGAUCUGCAGAAUGCUAGCACAAAUACAGACACUGUUCUGAAAUCAUCUCAUAGUGUACAAACUGUAUCAGAAGAAAUCAUUGAUGAAUCUGUUGGGAAUCAAUCAGUCACUUCUGCUUCUGCAUCUGUACCAGUUGAAAAAUCACAUCAGGAUGUUAUAACAGACUCAGAACAAAUAAUUGCUGAAACUAAUAAAAAUCAGCCAAUCAUUUUUGCUUCCGCUUCUGCUUCUGCAACAGAACUGUUACCUUCUUGCAUUCCUCAGACUUUGCCACCAGAGUUGUAUGUCAACUUUAAGUCAGCGAGCACAACUACAGAGAAACCUUUGCCAUCUUCAUCUGAUUUGGCUGAACAGAGAUAUAUCAGUGUGACCGAUAUAGAGGCUGGUGACCUUCUCAAUAAUUUGCCAGUUAAAUUUGAGCCUGCUGCACAGCCUAUUGUCACACAUCCUGUGAAGUCUGAAUUCUCAGCUUCUACAAAGCUGCAUUAUCCAGCAGUCUCUGUUACCGGUGCAUUACCCCUGGAUGAGUUUGAGAGACAAGAAAAGAGUCUCGAAAUUGAAUUGUCUCUGCUACCACCAAGAAUAACAGAGGAAGAAACUGCGGGUGAUCGUCUUACCUCAAAUCUCCUUUGUGAAGAUUUUCCCAGUAUUUACACAGGACAGUUGGGUCAAAAGAUCAGUAGACGGCAUUUUUCUGGAAAACUACAAGAAAUGGAUAGACAGCUGUCGUACUUACAAAAUUUGGCAGAAAGAAUGGAGAAAGAAUACAGCACUACUAAAUUGUUUGGGGAAACAAUAAAAGAUGUGAUAUCUGAUCAAGAAGAAAAUGACAUAUUGUUCUUUGCACCUGGAGUUAAGCUUUGCAAAGCAGAACGUUACUCAACCCGUGUAAUAGUGGAGAAUUUUAUGGAGGAGAAAGAUUUCUUAGAAGCAGAAUCUUCUCCAAAUCAUUUCAUUGCCUUAAAUACACCUUCUGUUUCACCUUCAGUAUCAGCCGCUGAUCAUCCCAGGGUCAACAAACUGUAUUCUGAUGUUAGUUUUAAAAUGGAAGAACAAGAUGAGAGAUGUUCAGAAGAUCGCCUUCGAAUCACUGGCUUGAGUGAUGUUUUGGACAUUAUUAAUGAUCUUAUAGUGGAGAAUGGUGUUUCUCCUUCAGAGCUGGGCCUUACAGAAACUCAAGCUAGAAAAAUGGCCAGUCUUUCAAAUAUACCAUGUAAGCAGACAUAUAAAGCUGAGAAGGAUAAAAAAGAGUUACAUGCUUGGAUGAAAAGAAAACGAAAACAGAGACUUGCUGAAUAUAUGCAAACACUGUCUGAAAAACGGGCAAAAGAGCACAAUCCAUUCCAUUUGAGAAAGAUGGCCCUUGGACUGUCAACGCGAGAGAUUAAAUUACAACAGAAAAAGAAGAAGGAGAAAGAUAAGGUUUUGCUAUCCGAACAUCAUAACUUAAGAGUCAACGAAGCUCUCACUCUGAUGCAAGACUUGCUGUCUGACACUGUGCAGCUCCCUUCCAGUAAAUAUAAACCAUCGUCUAGAAGAAAAUCAUCUUAUGAUUUUAAGCAGCCACGCAUCACUUCUGCUGGAGGUUUCCAUGGGAGGAGCAAGCCAUUUGCCAAAGUUGGUUUGGGUGCAACAAGAUCCCUUUCAAGUCUGUCUUGUGACACAACUCGUAAAAAGGGUCGACUCUGCCAAACUCCGUACAGAAGAAUGUCACUAGAAUCCCAUCAAGGUGAAGCAUAUGGGAAAAGCAGUAGAAACCAGAGGCAAUGGACGAGUAGCAGGCUGGACCUGAGAAACCAUGCUUCUGAUCAGACAAGAGAGUCAAUGAAUGAGAAAAGACUCUUCACUUCUAGUAUGACAUCUCAGACCACUGAAGAGACUGAAGACAAUACAGUGAGUGGUUGGAGUGUCCCUGAAGAGAUCCAGCAAAUACUGUAUGGCACACCUAAUGCACAUUUCAGCAAGGAAUCACUUACAGAAGAUGCUUGCUCGAUUGCCAGUCUUAAUAAUAUUGACAGUACAAACUAAUCAGAAGACAAAAGAAAACAUUUUAGGUCUUUCUAUUGUCGGCAGCUUCAACCAAGCCACCAAAUAGUUGGAACGUCUUGCCUCUUCUUCUCAACUCAUCUGUAGACAAUCUGCAGUUCAAAAAUUAUGUAUAUUUCUAUGCAGAAAAACUUUCACAAAAGAAAAUAAUUGGCUCUAAUUAUGGAAGAUGUGUGACAUAUGAACAUGUAGCAAGUUAAGGAGAAUUCCAGAAUAUAAAAUUUGCCUUUUUAAAAAACCAGUUAUGCACCAUACACUAAAUCCCUGCAACACCUGGUUCUCAAUGGUCUCCUCCAGACACAAAAAAUGGACUGAUCCAAGAAAAUGAUAGUUAAAUUAUAAUCAGGGACACCUAGACAUAAGUCAAUCUGCACAUUAGACAGGAUCAAAAUAAGUGUGAUGUUGCAACUUUCUUGUUGAAACCUCUGCUUUGGAAAACAGAGCAUGCACAGAAUCUAGAGGGAAAUACAAGAUCCCAGGGAACAAGAUAAUAGUUCAGGAACCAGUUAGUCUGCUUUGUAUAUUCUUAAUUGUUAUGUUUCUGAUGAGGUGAGAUUUUAGUUUGCUUUCCCCUGGAAAACAGAACCAUAUUGGGAAGUGAAAAGGCCAAUUUAUGUUGUAGUAAUCAGUGUCCAGUCAUUGCAAGGGUGCAAAUAUGGCUGACCGCCUUUGCAGCGUUUAUUCUUUUAUACAGUUUUCCAAGCAGCAAAAGUUUAACAUAGCAAUAGCGUAGCAAUAGCAUUUCAUUGGUUAAACUCCUUACCAAUCCUUAAGAAGAUAUCAGCCAGGAGGCCCAGCCAGGGAGUAGUUUCUACCACAUCCUGUUGAUGUAACCUGGCUGAUAUCAUGUGAACCAGGUGAUGUCAUUGUAUCAGCCUGGGGUAGUUUCCCACAUUGCCAUGGUGAUGUAAAUGGAUGAGAUCAUGUAGAGAGAAGAGGCACGCAGGCAUUGGAAGGGCAGUUUGCUGCUCACGACCUCUACCUGGCCCCUAUCUCUACAUUAUGUGUCAUGAAACUUUAAAGAAAAUUUGAACUAAAUCAUUCUGCCAUUGAUGCUUCUAGAAAUGGAUUCUAAUAUAUUUUUAAUUUAAAAUACUGUAUAUUUUAUUCAUUAACAUAGAUUUUUAUGUUUUCAUAUACUGUACCACUGUGAGUUGUAUGAUUAAAGCAGUUCAAAUAUAUAAAUACUGCCAAGAUAUGCUGCUUCUGAUUCAUCAUUUACUUUAAUUACUUAAAAACAUAUUUAAUGGCACAGAACUACGUAAUAGCAGUAGCAAUAGCAGACGUAUAUACCGCUUCACAGUGCUUUACAGCCCUCUCUAAGCGAUU
Crotalus tigris (Tiger rattlesnake) is the source of this 11185-nucleotide messenger RNA. RefSeq names its product ciliogenesis and planar polarity effector 1 (gene CPLANE1). The record is from RefSeq and is a predicted model, not a curated record. The coding region runs from base 317 to 9838 and encodes 3173 amino acids. The transcript is spliced from 56 exons. Gene Ontology annotation, cellular component: ciliary transition zone. Gene Ontology annotation, biological process: cilium assembly. Lineage: Eukaryota; Metazoa; Chordata; Lepidosauria; Squamata; Viperidae. Gene Ontology annotation, molecular function: protein binding.